Molecule: messenger RNA, 1088 nt
Organism: Paramacrobiotus metropolitanus
Lineage: Eukaryota; Metazoa; Tardigrada; Eutardigrada; Parachela; Macrobiotidae
Exons: 3
Coding region: 1-978 (325 amino acids)
Source: RefSeq, a predicted model, not a curated record
AUGCAGAUCGAGAAUGCCGAAACCGUGGAGAGAUACGGCAUCCGCAUAUUCAUAAGAUCUAAAAUAACUGUCCAACAAAUGUGGAAUCGAAAUUUGUUUAAGAGAAGUGACCCGGUGCAGCAAAUCGGUUAUGUCAGCUUCCUGCCCUCCGUCGCUCCCAGCUGCAGUCAAACGCUUUCCAACCUGACCCAACAGACCAACGACUGGCUACGCCGCAACCCUCUUGCGGGCCGUAUCCUCAGCGUAGAAACGCUGCUGAUACGCGGUGUAGAAGGUGAGAUAGACGCGGACGCCAGCGCGUGGAAGCAAAAGACCUGCAUGGCCGCCCUUCAAGGCCUCCAUAAACAGACCUUCAUCCAACUGUACCGCAUCUUCUACGAAACCAUGCCCCACCCCGUCCACGAGGACAUCGGCUUCGUGGACUUUGUCCCGCGCAUGCUGGAGCCCGGUGGCCUCGUGUCAUAUCCCCGUGGGGAACAGUUUCCGGCCGUACUGCAUGCCCUUAACCAGUGGGCCAGCACGAUGCCGGGCAAUGUCCGGCUGCUGAACAUCCAGACCCUCCUGACGCGCGCCAAUAAACAGGGGCAACCCCUAAACCUGUACAAUGCCUGCUACACGGAUGUGGAGUGUCAUGAAUUCUACUGGCGGUUUCUACGGCUGGCCUUCGUCGCACCCCGGGAGGAGUCCGCAUCGCCGCCGGUGUACGCGUUUCCCACCAUUCACAGCCGGUUGUUCGUGGCGGGAUUGACCCGGGAUCCCGGGUGGUACCACAACGCCGAGUUGGAGCGGUUGAGUGUGGUGAAGGAGCGGCUGGACAGGUGGGUGCGAGAGAGCGGAUGCCGGGUGAUGUGUGUGGAGACCGUGACCUAUAAGACCUUCGAAACGAAAAGCUGGCGGGGUUUGAUUCCAUGCACACGUGGAACGAGCACCACAAUAACCAGAGAAAUGAGCUACCGCGGACUGAGCAGUAUGUCUUAGGUUUCCGGGUCUACUUCCAGGGAGUUGUUAAGGAAGUACCGGGAGUGGAACCCGCUCGCAGUAUGGCUGACUUUCGACGGGAGAAUGCCGACAAAUGCAUCGUUGCUUGA